AUUAUCUAUAGCCGUGGACUAGACGUAAUUCACUCUGGUGGACAUUUUUGACAUCAUGGAUCACAAAAAUUUUUUUCCUGCGAUGAUCCAAUCGUAGUUUUUUCGUUUUAGAAAUUAUAUGGACCAAAUAAAUGAGACUUUUUAAUGCUAUUUUAUUUUCUUCAAAAAUAAUAAAAAAUAUGCCUAAGAAAAAUACAAAACAAGUUCAAGGAAAAUUAGAGACCAUUCAGACUGGACCUAUAACAGUUGAUAAAUCGGGAAGUGUUGUUAUUAAAAUAAAUGCCAAACCGGGUGCUAAAAAUAAUAACAUAACAGAUAUAUGUUCUGACGGAGUUGGUGUUCAGAUAAAUGCUCCCCCAACUGAUGGUGAAGCCAAUGCAGAAUUAAUAAAAUAUCUUUCAAAAGUAUUGGGUUUGAGAAAAAGUGAUUUAAGUUUAGACCGAGGUUCAAGAUCGAGAAAUAAAAUUUUAGUUGUGCAAACUUCAUUAGGCAUAGAAGGCAUCACUGAAAAAAUUAACCAAGAAAUCAAAGAAAAUCAUUAACAGGAAUAAAGGAUAUGAUGAACUUAAAAUGGAUGUUAAAAUAACUAUAUAAGAAAAUUUAAUAAUAAAGAAAGUGUUAAAAUCCUUAA
This is a messenger RNA of Aphis gossypii (cotton aphid), 631 nucleotides long. RefSeq names its product UPF0235 protein C15orf40 homolog. Lineage: Eukaryota; Metazoa; Arthropoda; Insecta; Hemiptera; Aphididae. Gene Ontology annotation, cellular component: cytoplasm. The record is from RefSeq and is a predicted model, not a curated record. The coding region runs from base 132 to 542 and encodes 136 amino acids. The transcript has 4 exons.